Pipistrellus nathusii (Nathusius's pipistrelle) is the source of this 1488-nucleotide messenger RNA. Lineage: Eukaryota; Metazoa; Chordata; Mammalia; Chiroptera; Vespertilionidae. The record is from the annotation of a GenBank genome assembly.
AUGUCCAUGCUGGCCACCGUCCUGCUGCUCUGGGGUCUCUCCCUGGGCCCAGCAGCCGAGGCGGCCACAUUUGUUGAUCCCCGCCCGGACCUGUGGGCCGAGGCCGGCUCGCUGCGGGAGCCCUGGGCCGACCUGACCCUGGUCUGCCGGGCGCAACUGGACACCUCAGACUUCCAGCUGUUCAAGGACGGCGUGGCCGUGGGGCAGGUGCACCUGGAUGAGGGGGCCACCGAGUGGCGCUUCCCGCUGGGGGCGGUGUCGGAGGGCCUGCAAGGCCUGUACCGCUGCUGCUGCGCCCUGGGCUCCGACAGGUGGACCUCGCUGAGCAACCCGGUGGAGGUGACGGGGCCAGGGACCCUGCCCGCGCCCAAGCUCUCCAGCUCGCCCGUGGCCUGGGUCACGCCGGGCCUGACCACCACGCUGCUGUGCCGGGCGGGGCUCCUCGGGGUGACCUUCCUGCUGCAGCGGGAGGGGGACCCCCAGUUCCUCGAGGUGGCCGAGGCCCCCCAGGCCAACCAGGCCGCCUUCCGGGUGCUCCGGGCCAGCAACUACACCUGCAGCUACCGCACCCACGAGGGCGGCACCCCCUCCGAGCCCAGCGCCCCCGUGGCCGUGGAGGACAUGGCCCAGCCGCCAGCGCCCAGGCUGAGCGUGGGCAGGGACGGGGAGGUGGCGGUGCUGGCCCCAGGUGAGAAGUUCUCGCUGAGCUGCAAGGCCCCCCUGGACGGCAUGGAGUUCCAGCUGCGGCGCGGGGGCCAGGAGGAGCGGAGCGGCAGCCGCUGGGGCACCUACCCCGACCGCAUCAACUUCGAGCUGAAGGCCCAGGACGCCGGCCUCUACACCUGCCGCUACCGGCUGCGCGAGGAGGGCGCCGCCUGGUCCCCGGACAGCGCCCCCGUGGAGCUGCUGCUGAGCGACGGCUCGCUGCCGGCGCCAGCGAUCUCGGCCCAGUCCAGCACCCCGGGCCUCGGGCGGGGCACGCGGGUGCAGCUGCGGUGCCGGGCGCCCGGGGCCGGGCACCGCUUCGCCCUGGUGCAGGAGGACCGGAGCGGGCGCCGGGUGCGGGGCGUCCAGAGCCCGGAGGGCCCCGAGGCCCGCUUUGAGCUGCGGGACCUGUCGCCGCUGGACUCGGGCAACUACAGCUGCGUGUACGCGGGCCCCGCGCCCGCCGGCUCCGCGCCCAGCGCCGCCCUGGACCUGCGGUGGGACGGCCCCCUCCCCAAGCCGCGGCUGCGGGCCCUGUGGAGCGGGAAGGUGAGGCCGGGCCAGGACGCCGCCCUGCGCUGCGAGAAGCCCGUGGCCCACACGUCCCUGGAGCUGCUGGCGGCCGGCGAGGUGGUGGCCUCGGCCUACGGCCCCUCCGAGGACCUGGUGCUCCCCUACGUGGGGCCCCAGCACGCCGGCAACUACAACUGCCGCUACCGCUCCCGCUGGCCCCUGGUGUCCGAGCUGAGCGACCCCGUGGAGCUGCAGGUGGCAGAACCCUGA